UCAGUGCACUUCGUGGUGUUCCAGGGUGUGGCGGAGUAUAUUGGCUAGUGCGCUGGCGGUUCAGUGUGGUGAUCCCUUGCUUUUCGAAUGUGUCUUACUAUGCCGUCAAAGGAAAGAGCCUCGCUGUAGUUUUCAUCAUGGUAAAGACGUGAUGAUAUCUACUUCUUAGUGCACAAGAAAAGAAGCGAGAUUAGUAACACAUUAAGUAAAGCAAGAGUUAAUGAAGUGGGAAGCAGUGAACAUGAACUGACUCAGGCUUCCUUUUCACACACGAGACUGGUACAUGCAUACGUGACUAGCAGUUCUCUUGUCAUAGUGACUUACUUAGACCGCGGCCCUUAAGUUCCUACACAAUUUCCAAAUUAUAGUUGGAUACCCAUGCAAGGAGAAAUGUCCUAGCCAGAUGCCCGCAUUUGCUCUGGAAAGACAGUCUUGGUGGAGCUGCAACUUUGAAGAUUACAACUCACUCCAGCCUCCUGUCAACACCACCCUCUAUAUCAAUUUACCCAUUGCAUCUGCAACUGUUCUCUCCCAAUUUCCAUAAGCAAAUUUCCCGUCUCUGUGUCGUGUGUAGCGAAGUAUUUCCACAAGCGCCAGUACAGAGUGACUUGCGAGGUAAGAAGGGAGGGCACUUCUGUGGCGCCUCCCACGAUGCAUUCUCAAGUUACUCCGGGCAGCCUCGCCGUCAGUACAAUAGAAGAUAUUACUGCUCCCAGGAGAUACAGUACAGAAUCUCUUUGUCUCGAUGCUGCUCAACUACUCUAUAACUCGGCCGCUGCUCCUUCAUGUGCUAUUUCAAAUCGUCUGACCCCCGCGGCAACUUCCUCAGAUUCGCAACAAUACUUCGACUUCAGCACGUCAGGCACCACUACAGGGGCCAACAACUGCACUGAUGUUUCCCUUGACACCUUAUCACCGCCCCAGAGCAGUAAUCUCUGGACCAGCAAGAGCUUGAGCAAGUGCAACACCAACAGUCGAGGCAGCCUGACCUCCAAGGGCAAGGGUGUGUGCUGUGGCCGCCGCCGCCUUAUAGACGAGGAGGGCUUCAUCAGGAGGGCCGCGUGUGUGUGUGUCAAUAAGGACGAAUCUCAGGUGCUUCUGGUGACAAGCAAGAAGGACCCCUGCGUGUGGCUGGUGCCUGGCGGGGGACUGGAGGUGGGAGAGGAGGCCAUCGUCGCCGCCCAGCGCGAGGCCUGGGAGGAGGCUGGCAUCCAAGGCGUCGUGAAACGUUUUCUGGGACUGUUUGAGUCCUGCCACCACUCCGGGACCAAGAAGCACCGCACUGCCGUCUUCGUCUUCAUGGUCAGCAAGGAGCACAAGGACUUCCCCGAGGCCAGACUGGGUCGACGAAGACGAUGGUUCAGCUUGGAGGAGGCACUGCUACUGCUGGCCCGCCACCGACCACUACAGAGUGCAUAUCUCCAGCUGCUCAUGAUGUCCAAACUCAAGAUGACGGGAUCAUCCUAGGGGCUGCUGACUAUCGGGAUAGGAAGGGGCUGGGUAGGACAAAGAGGGAUGUACGAGUACACUUCCAAGGUGUUAGAAGGAAGUACGUGUAGUCAGUCAGCCUAUUGAUGAGAACUGUGAUAAUGUUGACUACCCGCCUUCAGUUGUCCUCAUCUCGUGACAUAAGUUCCUAAGAUGUAACUUUCUUAAUUCUGGAGCAAUAAUAAUGACCUACACUCUCCCUGUAACAACUAAGUCAUAUCAUUGUUAAUGACAUCAUUGCAGAAUCAAUCACUCUACUAGAAAUAUGUAACUGAGAUUUUGUACACCGAUACAUUUUUUUAUUGGUGUUGGAGGAAACUUUUUCAAGGCUCCCUAGUCCCCACAUUGCCCUCGCCUUCCUACAGACUACUACCAACGGAAGGAAGGCCGUGUGGUGUACUGAUAUGAUAUUUUUCUACACUCUAGAGUAGCCGUAAAGAAUGCAUUGUAUAUAUUUGCUAGAUAACGAGUGGUCUUGUUUGAUACGGAAUGUUCUUGUAAUUUUCUCAUAAAUUGUAGGUACGUCAGACAAAUCUGUUGAGUUCAAAAUAAAUACUAGUGGAAAGAGAAAGCAGGCUUCCUCUCUACUGAUAUCAUGAACGUGUGUGUGUGUGUGUGUGUGUGUGUGUGUGUGUGUGUGUGUGUGUGUGUGUAUGAGAGAGAGAGAGAGAGAGAGAGAGAGAGAGAGAGAGAGAGAGAGAGAGAGAGAGAGAGAGAAUUUACAAGACUUGUAUUGGUGCUUAUUUUUGUAGAAUGAGAAGAAUGCACGAAGUAUGUAUUGUGUUACUACUGAAGUGAAGAUUUAAAGCCUCCCAUAGCCCCUCUGAACUUUGACGAAGCGCAGAACAUAUGUAGAGAUCAAUGAUAGCAACAGGGAGGGAAGGGGCUGUCUUUUAUCUCCAUAUUUCAUCAUGGGCAUUUGUCUCUUGUGAAUAGACGAGAUGGGAGAGCUGUGAUACCAGUCCUUCCCUCCCUCGAUAUCUUCCCUUAUGUAUCUUCCCGAUGGCUCAAGGUAACAGUAGCAGUUCCGGCAGCGCUCCGGGAUGUCUCAGAAUCUUGCGAAGGUAUGAUGAAACUCCUACCUUAUGUCAGAGAUUGUCAGCAUUAAAAUAUUUUAUCUUAAAAGAAA
Scylla paramamosain (green mud crab) is the source of this 2617-nucleotide messenger RNA. Its product is annotated as diphosphoinositol polyphosphate phosphohydrolase 3-alpha-like. The record is from RefSeq and is a predicted model, not a curated record. NCBI's taxonomy places the organism in Eukaryota, Metazoa, Arthropoda, Malacostraca, Decapoda, Portunidae. The coding region runs from base 652 to 1467 and encodes 271 amino acids. The transcript has 4 exons. Gene Ontology annotation, biological process: diphosphoinositol polyphosphate metabolic process; adenosine 5'-(hexahydrogen pentaphosphate) catabolic process; diadenosine hexaphosphate catabolic process. Gene Ontology annotation, cellular component: nucleus; cytoplasm. Gene Ontology annotation, molecular function: diphosphoinositol-polyphosphate diphosphatase activity; endopolyphosphatase activity; bis(5'-adenosyl)-hexaphosphatase activity.